Messenger RNA from Eruca vesicaria subsp. sativa (arugula), 1030 nucleotides. Lineage: Eukaryota; Viridiplantae; Streptophyta; Magnoliopsida; Brassicales; Brassicaceae. The record is from the annotation of a GenBank genome assembly.
AUGGCAGGGCCAAAUUUGCACUUUGUUAAGCUUCUAGGUCAAGGUUCCUUUGGUUCGGUGAGUCUCUAUCAACGCAUACGCUACGACGGCGCUAUGAUCUCCGUCGCCGUUAAAACGUUCGAUAGUCAACACGCGGAGGCUCUCGUGAGAGAGGUUCAAAUUCUGUCCGAAUUCAAAGGGUGUCCGAGAAUCGUCCAGUGUUACGAGACCAGAGUUGAAGCAAGUCUCAACCAACUAGGUUGCUUGGAGUACAAGAUUCCCUUGGAAUACGCUCCCGGAGGGAGCCUGAGUGGUUUCAUCAACAAAUUCAAAGACCAGAAGCUGCCUGAUCCUCUGAUCAGAGACUUUACACGUAUGCUUCUCCAAGGCUUAGCCACGAUUCACGCACACGGCUACGUUCACUACGACCUCAAGCCGGAGAACAUCCUCGUUUUCCCUAGAUACGCCUACAAGAACGGCGCGUGGAGUUCUUCUUUCGAGUUGAAGAUAUCUGAUUUUGGGCUGACGAGAAGGGAAGGAGACAGUAGCUGGUGGAACCCUAGUCGUCCGUUUGCGGGAACAUCGAUCUACAUGUCCCCGGACUCGGUUUCUUAUGGCGAGACAGGGAAAGAUCUUGACUUGUGGUCGUUGGGGUGCUGUGUGCUUGAGAUGUACACUGGAGAGGGACCUUGGUGUCAUAAGAACUACCAAGUAGAUGAUCUCAUGAUGGGCCAAGAACCAAUGAUUCCGAGUGACCUUCCUUUCGAAGCAAAACUCUUUAUCAUGACUUGCUUCUCGCCAAGGACAAAAGACGCGACAAGAUUGUUGAAGCAUAUCUUCGUGCGUGAAGAAGAAGGGUAUAAGAUCACACAGCCUUCUCCUGUGAAUGAUAACAUAGAAGCAAAAAUAGCGCAACUGGCCAAAUUUGUCAAAAGCAAUGUUCCUAAAACCCAAACCAUUCGUGUUCCUGCUGCUGCUGCUGCUCAAGUCAUGCCUAACAAGACCAUCAUCGCCUAGUUUCCUUCCUGUUCCACUACCUCAUCUCCUUUAA